AUGGUGGCCCACGAUGAUGGAGAAGACUUGUGUGGAUUCGAGCAACAACCAUCAACAAAUCUGGCAGACAAUAACUCCAGCAGUCAAAUUGCUGCUGGUCUCGACAUAUCAACUUCCAGAAAAACACUUCUCAACGGGGCUGGCACCUCUUCCAGCACAGGAGAAGGCAAACUACGCAUAUUGAAAGCCAUCGUAGAGGGAAGAGACGAAAUGUCCCGUACAGUCCCUUCAUCAACCAAAUCGUUUGUUUGA
Linum trigynum is the source of this 252-nucleotide messenger RNA. NCBI's taxonomy places the organism in Eukaryota, Viridiplantae, Streptophyta, Magnoliopsida, Malpighiales, Linaceae. The record is from the annotation of a GenBank genome assembly.